AUUCCCUUCAAUUGAUACGUUUACAGUGAAACUUUGGGUAGUUCAAAGCUAGGCAAAUGCUGAGUCGAAGAUCUUUCACACUUCUGCUCUUUGGCUUAGUGGUAUCCCAGUUCCUGUUUGGGAAUGUGAGUGGAGCACCAUUCGCGAACCAGCAUGAUGAUCAUUAUGAUUCAAGUCCAACUUUUGUUCCAGUAAAAGACCGAGUGAAAGCAAUUGACGAUCAUGCAAAGAAGAAUGGCUGGGUACCUCUGACCAAAUCCCCUUCUUUCAAAGCAAAAGCAAAACAUCACGAGCCGGUAAAAGCUACGGAGCCUGUAUCUGAGCCAGAUCACAACAACUCACCGCCUGUUUCAAUAAAAGAACGAGCCAAAGCAAUUGACGGUCUUGCAAACAAGAACGGUGGGGAGCAUCUAAGCAAUUCCCCUUCCUUGAAAGCAAAAGCAAAAAAACAAGGAUGGGUUGAUUUGUGGAAUCCAGAAAGUGGACCAAAAAAGAUUAACCGAAACUAACCAAAACAGAAAAAUUUUGAUGCAGUUCGAAACUAACUUGAUGAAAAUAAAAAAAAAAAGUGUUUUUCUAG
Molecule: messenger RNA, 580 nt
Organism: Sitodiplosis mosellana (orange wheat blossom midge)
Lineage: Eukaryota; Metazoa; Arthropoda; Insecta; Diptera; Cecidomyiidae
Exons: 3
Coding region: 57-509 (150 amino acids)
Source: RefSeq, a predicted model, not a curated record